This is a messenger RNA of Melanaphis sacchari, 1941 nucleotides long. Its product is annotated as zinc finger MYM-type protein 1-like. Gene Ontology annotation, molecular function: protein dimerization activity. The record is from RefSeq and is a predicted model, not a curated record. Lineage: Eukaryota; Metazoa; Arthropoda; Insecta; Hemiptera; Aphididae. The coding region runs from base 1 to 1941 and encodes 646 amino acids. The transcript has a single exon.
AUGCACGCAAAAACAGAAUAUCAUAAAACAAGUCAGUAUAAAUAUGAUUCUUUUUUGGCUGUUAAAAAUAACAAAAUUCAAUCUAUUGAAAUUCAAGUAAAUAAUGCUCUAAGGAAAGAAAUAGAAGAAAAUAGAAAACGUAUUAUUCCUAUAAUUAAAACUGUAUUGUUUUGUGGAAGACAGGGUAUUGCUUUACGUGGGCAUAAAGAUAGUGGAUUAGUUACAUGUGAUGAGGAUGAAAUUUACAAUGAUGGUAACUUUAGACAGUUGUUACGUUUUAGAGUUGAUGCAGGUGACCAAAAUCUUCAAAACCAUCUAGUAACUUGUUCUAAAAAUGCUAUGUAUACUAGUUGGCGUAUUCAAAAUGAAAUUAUAACAGCCUGUAAUAGCUUAAUGCUACAAACGCUUGUGCAUGAUAUUAAUGCUGCAAAAUCAUUUACGGUGUUGGCAGAUGAAACAAGCGAUAUAGCCAAUAAAGAACAAUUAACUUUAUGUGUGAGGUAUGUUCAUUUUGGUCAAAAGAAAUUAAGGGAAGAUUUUUUACAAUUCAUUGAGGUUAAAGAUGUUAGUGGAAAGGCAUUAGCAGAUACCAUACUAAACAAUCUUCAAUCCAUGGGUAUAGAAACAAAGUAUCUAGUUGGACAAGGGUAUGAUGGGGCAGCCUCUAUGUCCGGAAUAUUCAACGGUACCCAAGCUUAUAUACGAACAAAACACCCAAUGGCAUUAUAUAUACACUGCAGUUCUCAUUGCCUAAAUUUGGCUAUCUCUUCUUCUUGUAAAAUCCCUGAUAUAAGGAAUUGUAUGGGAACUAUGCAAACAAUAUGCAAUUUUUUCUCAUACCCUAAGAGGUCAAAUGUACUUUUGGGUGCUAUUAAAAAGCUUUUACCAGAUGAAAAAUCUUUUAAACUGAAAAAGUUUUGCCCUACAAGAUGGGUUGAACGUCAUGACGCCGUCAUACUGUACUAUGAAUUACAACCUGCAAUUAUUUCUGCUCUGGAAGACAUUUCUUUGUGGAAAGAUACAGAUACUUCAUCAGCGGCAAAUCAACUCCUUGCAUCAAUUCACCAAUUUAAAUUCCAAAUAUCAAUGAUGAUUCUUGUUAAACUGUUUUCAAUAUCAGUGUCACUGAGCAAAUUUUUACAAACAGAAAAUUUGGAUCUAGAAAAUGCCCUUUUUUUUGCUGAAACUACACAAACUACUUUAAAAGAUAUUCGUUUAAAUGCUGAUAAAGAAUUCAAUGAAAUAUUUAAGUCAGUUGAAAAAAUUUGCAAUACAUUGGAAAUUGCUGUUUGUGUUCCCAGAGUAUCUGGUCGGCAAACACACAGAACUAAUGUAGACGUUGACACUCCGGAAAGUUUUUACCGAGUAGGGGUAUUCAUCCCAUUUUUAGAUAAUUUUAUAGAGCAAUUACAUAAUAGGUUUUUAGAACAUCAGUCCAUUUUAAAAAGCUUUGAUUGUUUAAUACCAAAGUCUAAUCUUAAAGUUACAAAAAACGUUGAAGACAAAUUUAAGUUACUGCUAGAAAAUUACAAAGAUAUCUUAAAUGAUGAUAAAAAUGAUAAUAUAUUAAAUGAAUAUUCAGGCUGUGCCGAAUUAAAAUUAUGGCAUAAUAGCUUUGAAUAUCAAAGUAAACUUUCUGAACAUUCUGAACAAUCUAAAAUAACUGUGACAGAUUUAUUCUUCCAAUGUAAUUCAAAAAUGUAUACAAUUAUUUCAAAGUUGCUUCAAAUUUUCAUCACAUUACCAGUUACAACAGCAUCAGGAGAACGUUCGUUUUCUACAUUACGACGUAUAAAAACUUAUCUACGGAAUACAACUGGACAAAUCAGACUUAACGGUUUAUCAAUGUUAAAUAUUCACAGGGAUAUAACAAUAACCCCCGAGGAGAUAAUCAAUGAGAUGGGAAAAACAUCAAACAAGAGAUUGGCAUUAAAUUUAUAA